AUGGCCUUCGUCGGAAGCGCAAUUUCGAGAAUCGUUGCCAGUGUUGCAACGCUACAGAACGAGACCACUUUUGCUGUUUCAAGCUUAAAUCUAAAUUUCACGUUGAUCAAAUUGAAGGCCCUGAGAGUGUAUAAGGGUGUCGGAGAAAGCAUCUCGAGUGCACGGAAGCACAAUGCUGAGACUGGCGGACUUCACAAGACAGCACGAAAGUUAGAGGCGCUUCUUAACGACAAGGCUCCUCUGGCUCCAGAAUAA
This is a messenger RNA of Botrytis deweyae, 255 nucleotides long. RefSeq lists its product as uncharacterized. Lineage: Eukaryota; Fungi; Ascomycota; Leotiomycetes; Helotiales; Sclerotiniaceae. The record is from RefSeq and is a predicted model, not a curated record. The coding region runs from base 1 to 255 and encodes 84 amino acids. The transcript has a single exon.